GAAAACCAGACAAAACAAAGCCAAAACCAUGGAUGAGCUUAUGCAUCUGUCUACACAGCCCCAGAAGAGUAGUCAGUCGCCAGAAAUCAAGUGCAACGUGAGCUUUGUCAACCCUAGGUUAAAUGCGGAUGCAGCCAGCCAGCAGCAAGAGAAAGAGAUUUCGAGUAAAGCUUCAUGCUCCGCAGUGUGCCAAAAUCGUUCGCUCAUCGAGUUUGGCUACAAUUUCGAGGAUGUGGAGGACUGGUCGAAGAUGAAACAGUGGCCCAAGGAUAAGCUGGCCGACAUACUGCAGUACAUGGUGGAGUCACACCUGAAGACCAGCCUGGUGGUUAAAAUCAAGAACUCGCUCUUUAACUGUCACUUGCCGGUGCUGCAGGUGUACUCGCAGUUCUUCAUGGACCUGGAAGAUACACCGAUGAUGGUUGUGCUGCCAGAGGACCUGGUAACGCCCAAGGCUUUUAGCAUCAUUUACAAGUGGAUGCUCUGCAGUGAGCCCUGCUUGGAGCGUGCACGCAUUAUCGAAUUGUUCAUCGCUGCCUCGUAUCUGCGGAUCAAACAUCUUCUGGCCCAUUGUUGGAUUUACUUCGACAACUUGCAAUUCUUCAAUGAGGCCACAGCGUGCAUCCUGUAUGUGGAGACGCGCUAUCACCCAUCCCUGGACAUUGUCCGCAAUGCGAUGCUCCCGCGUAUCCAGAAGUUUGUGCUGAUCUUUGCGGCCACAAGUGACUUUCUGCAUCUACCACACAAUCACUUGGUUUACUUGCUCAGCUCGAGCAACAUCGCUUUGAAUACGGAAGUUGAGGUUCUCUAUAUGGUAAUUCGUUGGAUGUGUCACGACUGGAGCAAUCGACGUUCGUAUGCCGUAGAGAUUGCGGAUUGCAUUCGAUUCAAUUGUAUGCCGCUCUGGUUUAUGCUUUUCGUGCGCCGCGACGAAACUCAUGCACAGCUAUUGGAAUUUUUGAGCCUGGAUGAAAUCAACGAGAAGAUUACUGAUGCCAUCACCAACAUCACAUCGGCCAUAUACGACGAUCAGAUCUUUGGGACCAGUUCGGCUCAUAAGGACACUCCGCAUCAGCGCAACUGGAUUCACGACAAAUCGUGUGGCUAUCAUCAUCUUAUUGGAUGCCCCAAUACCCGUGAGAUCCGAUACGAGCACUUUGAGGCCUACAUGGGGACGCUGCAGCAGAAGCCUGUUGACUAUUGGACCAAAUUCGAGUCCAUUGAAUUGAAUGUUGUCGGACCCUGUCACUGCAUGAGGGAGGUCUUUUAGUGUUUCAUUACAGUUUACAGAAGAGUUAAACCAAUAAAAUUUACAAUUUA
This is a messenger RNA of Drosophila subobscura, 1320 nucleotides long. RefSeq names its product kelch-like protein 40b. Gene Ontology annotation, molecular function: protein binding. The record is from RefSeq and is a predicted model, not a curated record. Bases 29 to 1270 code for a protein of 413 amino acids. The transcript is spliced from 3 exons. NCBI's taxonomy places the organism in Eukaryota, Metazoa, Arthropoda, Insecta, Diptera, Drosophilidae.